Molecule: messenger RNA, 1079 nt
Organism: Pisolithus orientalis
Lineage: Eukaryota; Fungi; Basidiomycota; Agaricomycetes; Boletales; Pisolithaceae
Product: RTA1 like protein
Exons: 11
Coding region: 158-1042 (294 amino acids)
Cellular component (GO): fungal-type vacuole; plasma membrane
Source: RefSeq, a predicted model, not a curated record
AUGUCUGUUACCCUCUUCGCAGUUUGCUUCUCUGGGUUCCCAGCGCUCAGGCCCUGCCUGCAUAUUUAAAGGAUGGUCCGGGGUGAUAAUACUUUCAAAGACGUACCCUCUUAUCCGCUCUUCCUUCGUCCUCGUUGUAAUACCCAAACAUCACGCAAUGUCGGCUGGGUAUCCAAUUGGCCUGGUUUCUGACACGGUCGACACAAACAUAGGGCCGUAUAACUAUGUCCCGACUCAAUGGAUAUGUAUCAUGUUUCUUGCGCUGUUCGGGGUUAGCAUCGCGCUUCACUUAUUUGAGAGCCUCGUGUUCCGCAUGUGGUGGUUAACCCCUACCGUCAUCCUAGCCGGUCUCUUGGAAGUCCUUGGUUGGUCUGCUCGGCUGUGGUCCAGUAUCAACCCGUCAUUGCUUACUCCUUACGAAAUCCAGUUGGUGGGAACUAUUGUGGCACCAACGCCAUUCAUUGCAGCAAAUUUCCUUGUUCUUGGGAGGAUCAUCAUUUGGUUUGGACCUCAGUACAGCCGCCUGCCGCCUAAGCUCUAUACCAUCCUAUUUUGCUCCUUCGAUGUAAUAUGUCUAGUGAUCCAAGCAGUCGGCGGUGCAAUCGCAGCAAGCGAAGCCAGCCAAAAUGUGAGCGCCACCGAGGGAGGUAAUAUCAUGCUUGGUGGUAUAGUCAUUCAAAUGGUUUCAAUGGUUAUUUAUGUUAUCUGUGCUGGAGAGUUCUUCCUUCGUCUCCGCCACAAUACUCCUAUUCGGGAGAAGAACUCAACACUCGCGGCAGAAGACAAACAAGUCACACAGUGGAAUAGAGUGAGAUGGCUGGUUCUUGGUCUCGUCAUCCAGACCACUUGCCUAUUCAUUCGUUCAGUAUAUCGUACUAUUGAAUUGUCAAAUGGGUGGAACGGCCCAAUUAUCUCCAACCAAGUCUACUUCAACGUCUUCGACGGUGCCAUGAUGACUAUCGCAUUUUUUGCUUUCAAUGCCUUCCAUCCUGGUUUUUUCUUUAAGAACGACCAUCGAGUUAGCAGUAAUGGCAAUGCUUGAUAUUCUUUACAGCUGUUUGCAUAAAUAAUGAUACCGG